Chrysoperla carnea is the source of this 1386-nucleotide messenger RNA. RefSeq names its product 28S ribosomal protein S9, mitochondrial (gene mRpS9). The record is from RefSeq and is a predicted model, not a curated record. Gene Ontology annotation, biological process: translation. Gene Ontology annotation, cellular component: ribosome; mitochondrial small ribosomal subunit. Bases 148 to 1362 code for a protein of 404 amino acids. Lineage: Eukaryota; Metazoa; Arthropoda; Insecta; Neuroptera; Chrysopidae. Gene Ontology annotation, molecular function: structural constituent of ribosome; RNA binding. The transcript has 9 exons.
CAAGAAGUUUAUUUUUUUAUAGGUUAUGUCAUGAAAUACUACAGGAUUUGAUUGUUGAAAUGAGCGCUUAAUUCAAAUACAAAUUAAGGUUUUUUUUUUUAAUAAAUUUUGUUACUUAAAAUUUUAAAAUAAGUUUAAAAGAACAAGAUGUUAACUUCGUUAAGACUUUUUUCACUGUACAAAACUGGGUUGAAACCCUUAGCAUGUUCGAGUGACAUGAUUUCAUCAGUUUGUAAUCAAUUUAUGAAUUUCAACGUUAAUGGAGCCAAAUAUGGAACUGUUUCGUCAGACACUGAUAAAACCGCGGUAGUUUCUACAAGUGUACCACAGAAAAAAACCAGUAAAGCAAUGAAAGCAUAUUUGGAACGUGCCAAAGAACAUGAUGAAUUUAUGCAACAACAAAAUACCGAAUAUCAAAUUGGUAAACGUCAUUUGGCUAACAUGAUGGGUGAAGAUCCAGAAACAUUUACUCAAGAUGAUAUUGAUAAUGCAAUUGAAUAUCUAUUUCCAUCUGGAAUUUAUGAUCCAAAAGCUCGACCCUGCAUGAAACAUCCCGAAGAGAUAUUCCCACAAAGAAAAGCAGCUGAAUUCGAUGAAAUUGGGCGACCGUAUCAUUUCUUAUUUUUUACCGGAAAACCGAAUUAUUAUCAACUACUACACGAUAUCGUGAAUAAUAUUCAAGAUUUAAAUAAAUUUGAAGAUGCUGCAAAUAGAAAGGGAACCCGGCCAGAUUCUACGAGAUCUGUGCAACUUGCUGGUUCAACUUGGGUAUCAAAAGAUGAAUUGAGUAAAAUACUUUUAGAACCUGUUGAUGAUCGCGAUUAUGAGCAAUUUGUUAUGGCUUUUGAUCGACUAGCAUCACAUCCAUAUGCUUACCGUAUUAACGAUUUUAUUCAAAAUUAUCGAAGAACUUUGAUGGCCCAAACUUCCAAAUAUGCCGUUCCAAAAUUACAAUAUGAUGAAAAUGGACGAGCUUUUGUUACAACUUAUGAAUGCUUGAGAAAAACAGCUCGAGGUCAUGUUACAAUGUAUUCACCAGGAACGGGAAAGAUAACAAUCAAUGGACAAGAUAUAAAUUAUUUUAAAGAUUUGCAGCCACGUGAACAGUUACUGUUUCCGCUAGAAUUUACAAACAUGACCAAAAAUGUAGAUAUUGAAGCUCAUGUUGAAGGUGGUGGACCAUCAGGCCAAGCGGGUGCACUUCGAUGGGGAAUCGCAAUGUGUUUAAGAAAUUUUGUCGAUGAUGAUAUGAUACAAAAAAUGCAAAUUGCUGGAUUACUUCAACGUGACUAUCGAACACGUGAAAGAAAGAAGCCUGGACAAAUGAAAGCUAGACGAAAGUUCACAUGGAAGAAACGUUAAAAUAUUUUGUAAUUACUUGAAUUU